Thunnus maccoyii (southern bluefin tuna) is the source of this 3294-nucleotide messenger RNA. It is a transcript of the gene pals2a, whose product is annotated as protein associated with LIN7 2, MAGUK family member a. The coding region runs from base 634 to 2292 and encodes 552 amino acids. The transcript has 14 exons. NCBI's taxonomy places the organism in Eukaryota, Metazoa, Chordata, Actinopteri, Scombriformes, Scombridae. Gene Ontology annotation, molecular function: protein binding. The record is from RefSeq and is a predicted model, not a curated record. Gene Ontology annotation, cellular component: plasma membrane; cell-cell junction.
GCUACUACUAAGACACAUCGCGAGAGAACAUUAACAAGCAAAGACAUUUUUUUACUUUAAUUUGGCUUGUUUGUUGCCAAUCCGAAACAUAUAUUUUUACUACACGUGUAGCCGCACGCUAGUGUUUGCUAGCAAUCAUUAGCGGUGCUUAACGUGCUUACACACGAGAAACAACUAGCAACGGCUAGCACCAAGUUGGCACAGGGCGGCCAUUAGUGGAAUUAACGCUAAUAAGAUACCUGAAAUCAUAUCUGGUUGUUGUGGAUUAACGCUAAACAAUAUGUGGUUACCGCUGCUAAUUAGCAACCAACGGCUAUCCAUUAUUUUAGCUUAGUUGCUUCACAUUGGAAAUGGUUAACGGUUACACGUGCCCAGUGCGUGUACCUACAAAGCAAAUUUUAACCACAUCAAGCCACAUGUUUCUGGAAGAGGCUGGUUUUGACUUAGCUCUCUUGUCAGAGUUACCAGAUGAGUGUUUUGUAGAAAAAGUGGGGCUCCGUGUCGGAGUGCUGCACAGAUGAUUUGAAAACAGCUUGUAGCCAUCCAGUUGCUCUGGUGUCUGUAAGCGGGCAGUUGGGCGGCUUUUGACCGUGUUUAGAGAGUUUCACCAUCCUGAGCUGAGGACAAAAAAACAUGACUGUGGCCAAUGCAAAGUCUGGCUCAGCCAUGCAGCAGGUACUGGACAACCUUAAAGACCUGCCAUCAGGCACAGGAGCCAAAGAUAUUGACCUCAUCUUCCUCAGAGGCAUCAUGGAGAGUCCUAUCGUCCGCUCCCUCGCCAAGGCCCAUGAGCGUCUUGAGGAAGUGAAGUUACAAGCCGUGCGAGACGAUAAUGUUCAGCUGGUAACAGAGAUCCUGGAUUCCCUCAACAACCUGCCAGAAAAAGAUGCUGCCGCUGCAGAGCUUGCCAAAAUCCUCCAGGAGCCUCACUUUAAGUCUUUGAUAGAGGCUCAUGACAAAGUGGCUGCAAAGUGCUAUGAAAUGCCCCACACUGCUGAGAACAGCAAUGCCAUGUUGACGAGUCCGCUCAUGCCAGCUGAUGCUGUCAGGAUGAUUGGCAUCCAGAAGAAAGCCUGGGAACCACUGGGAGUGACGUUCCGUGUGGAGCGGGGAGAGAUGGUGAUAGCUCGGAUCCUGCACGGCAGCUCGAUUGACAGGCAGGGCAUGCUGCACACGGGAGACAUAAUCCGUGAGGUGAACGGUCGCGAGGUCGGUAGCGACCCCAAUGAACUCCAGGAGCUGCUGAGGGACUGUAGUGGAAGCAUCACACUCAAGGUCCUGCCCAGCUACAGAGACACACCAGCACCUCCACAGGUUUAUCUGAAGCCACACUUCAACUAUAACCCGGCCACAGACAACUUGAUCCCCUGUAAAGAGGCAGGCCUGGCCUUCCACAAGGGAGACAUCCUUCAUGUUGUUAACAAGGAGGACCCCAACUGGUGGCAGGCAUGUCAUGUUGUUGGUGGAGCCACCGGGCUCAUCCCCAGUCAGUUCUUGGAGGAAAAGAGGAAAGCUUUUGUGAGAAGAGACGGGGAUACUUCUGGUACAGGAAUGCUCUGUGGUACUCGAACUACAAAGAAAAAGAAGAAAAAAAUGAUGUACCUCACUGCAAAGAAUGCAGAAUUUGACCGUUACGAGCUGCAGAUCUAUGAGGAGGUAGCCAAGAUGCCGCCGUUCCAGAGGAAAACGCUCAUUCUGAUUGGAGCCCAGGGAGUUGGGAGGCGAAGCCUGAAGAACAGACUUAUCGUCAUUAACCCUCUGCAAUACGGAACCACUGUACCCUUUACGUCACGCAGUCCCAGGGAAGAGGAAAGAGAUGGCCAGAACUACUGUUUUGUGACACGGGCGGAGAUGGAGAAGGACAUCAAGGAGAGCCGUUACUUGGAGCACGGCGAGUAUGACGGCAACCUUUAUGGCACCAAGAUCGACUCUAUCCAUGAAGUGGUGGAUACAGGCCGUACCUGCAUCCUAGACGUCAACCCUCAGGCCCUGAAAGUGUUAAAGACUGCUGAGUUCAUGCCAUUUGUGGUGUUUAUUGCUGCUCCUGAACUAGACACAUUAAGAGCUAUGCACAAAGCUGUGGUAGAUGCUGGACUUACUACCAAACUACUCACAGAGAACGAUUUGAAGAAGACUGUGGAUGAGAGCGCAAGGAUCCGUCGGGCGUACAGCCACUACUUUGACCUGACUAUUGUCAAUGACAAUCUGGACAAGGCCUUUGACAAGCUGCAGGAGGCGGUAGAGCGAUUACUCAUAGAGCCACAGUGGGUUCCAGUCAGCUGGGUCUACUGAUGUCCUACUUCCCACCCCCCCUCCAACUGGACAGACAUGGCUGACCAAGCUGCUAGGCCUGGGAUGAAAGGGGACACCUGAAGGGACGGAGGAUUCAACACUGCACUGCACACACGGACAAAGUGUUGGACAUCAAGCCCUGUGUGAAUUCGCACAAAGCUGCAUCAGAGUCACCUUGAUCUGAAUUGCCAGAUGCCCUUUAGCACACUAUGCAACUCACAACACACAGGAAGUGUACUUAUUUAUUGGCAAAAUAUUUUUUAAAUAACUUCUUAUUCAAAUGGAUUGGAAGAAAUGACAUUGGCAUUUGUGUCAGGAUGUUUUAAUAAAAGCAAAAACAAUUUUUGCCAUCUCCUGUUAUGUUAAUUUUACAUCUGUAUGUAAGAUAGGUAAAGCGUAUUUAUUCUACAAAGAUGAGGGCUUUCUCAUUGAUAAGGAUGAUACCUCAGUGUUACGGUUUACAGUGCACAUGCCUCCAGUAUGUCAUCUCAUUUUCUUUCACUACAAAUAGGUGAUCAUUCAUGUAGAAUAGUGUCAUAUGUUUUCCAAGUCCUUUUUCCUCCUCAAGGCUACGUUCAUGGCCUGGCGUCUUUAGAGUUCAACCUCAUGAAUGGAAAAUGUCAUGCCAGUCAGUGUGAUGUUGAACAGGAAGAAAAAUAAUACUGUAGUGUUUAUCCAUUAUUUGUCUUUUAAGCACAAGAGACAUUACAUUAAUUAUGUUGAUUUGUUGUCAGACAUUUGGAUCAUGUAAGUAUAUCUGACUGUUAGAGCAGUUGAUAUGGUGCUGUGUUUUUUUUUUUUUGGAAGACAGAAAAAAAACUUUCCACAGGACUCUUAAAACAGGGUACUGCAUCUCAGUGAACCAUCCCUUUUGAUGUGAUAUUACUAAAACGUAACUGUUUUAAAUAAAGUUCAUAUUUACUUAUAAAAAGGUAUAUUUUACAAUAUUUCAGAAAAGAUGUAUUUUCAGAUGUCAAAUAAAUAACUGGUGUUUUCUAAUGA